Messenger RNA from Echinostoma caproni, 1053 nucleotides. NCBI's taxonomy places the organism in Eukaryota, Metazoa, Platyhelminthes, Trematoda, Plagiorchiida, Echinostomatidae. The record is from the annotation of a GenBank genome assembly.
AUGGAACGAUUGAAUCAUCCGAACAUUAUUCAACUAUACGAAGUACAUGAAGUUCCGCAGCGGUGGCAUUUGAUCAUGGAAUAUGCUCCUGCUGGUGAAUUGCAUUCAUUUCUCAAGCGAAAUGGGAGGUUGGAGGAUAAACUAGCCCGCACCAUUUCGGCUCAAAUUGUAUCCGCUAUUAAGCAUAUGCAUAAUAACAGCGUGGUUCAUCGGGAUCUGAAAGCUGAAAACGUUCUGUUCAUAACUUCCACGUACGUGAAAGUUGGAGAUUUCGGGUUUUCCAAAUUUGUCAGUCCCACAGAUGCACUGACAACAUUCUGCGGAUCCCCACCGUACGCCGCUCCUGAAUUGUUCGUGGCAGAUUCUUAUGUAGGUCCGGCUGUUGAUUUGUGGGCGCUAGGUGUGCUGAUUUACUACAUGUCAGUCGGUAACUUACCUUUUCGUGGAGAUUCCAUAGCGAAAAUCAAACGCCUAAUUCUCGAUGGUCGAGUGGAAUAUCCAACAUUUAUUUCCACUCAUUGCAAAGAUCUCAUAAAAGGUUUGUUGACUCACUCGGUGGACGCACGUUUCUCCAUCACCCAGACCCAACGAUCACCGUGGUUUGCUGGAACAGACUGGUCUGAGCAGACGAGAGAUUCCAAGCCAAUGCCCGAUCAAGUUGAUGAUCAGACCGCUCGAGAAAUCCUCGAUCGAUGGUGGAAGGUGCAAAAUUGGGAAUUGGAUCGAGCAUUGCUAGACGGGCCGAAAAAUAGUUUGACUGGAAUCUAUCGAAUUCUUCGUUCUCAGGGUCGAAAAUACACGGACUAUCAGAUUCCUUCAAUUCAACGGAAAACAAAGACAAAAAAACCACGUGAGCGUAAGAAGGAAUAUCAUGCACCAAAGGCCAUUAUGUCCACGGCAACUUUGGAUGAGAACAGCCGAAAUAGAUCGAAAAAGGUCUCACUAAAACGUACAGAGGAAGUGACCACCGUAGACUUACGAGAUAAGAAUUCAGUCAGAGGAAAAAUUGACAAGGAAGGUGAGACGACGUCCCGAACUUGUAAUCUGUUGUAG